AUGGUCUUCAGUCCGAUGGUCUUCAGUCCGAUGGUCUUCAGUCCGAUGAUCUUCAGUCCGAUGGUCUUCAGUCCGAUGGUCUUCAGUCCGAUGACAGUGUCUGUGGUUUCAGAACACUUCUCCUCCUCACUGUCUGCUCCUCACUGUCUCCUCCUCACUGUCUCCUCCUCACUGUCUCCUCCUCACUGUCUCCUCCUCACUGUCUCCUCCUCACGGUCUCCUCCUCACAGUCUCCUCCUCACUGUCUGCUCCUCACUGUCUCCUCCUCACUGUCUCCUCCUCACUGUCUCCUCCUCACUGUCUCCUCCUCACUGUCUGCUCCUCAUUGUCUCCUCCUCACGGUCUCCUCCUCACCGUCUCCUCCUCACUGUCUGCUCCUCACUGUCUGCUCCUCACUGUCUCCUCCUCACUGGCUCCUCCUCACUGUCUCCUCCUCACGGUCUCCUCCUCACAGUCUCCUCCUCACUGUCUGCUCCUCACUGUCUGCUCCUCACUGUCUCCUCCUCACUGUCUCCUCCUCACUGUCUGCUCCUCACUGUCUCCUCCUCACUGUCUCCUCCUCACUGUCUGCUCCUCACUGUCUGCUCCUCACUGUCUCCUCCUCACUGUCUCCUCCUCACUGUCUGCUCCUCACUGUCUGCUCCUCACUGUCUCCUCCUCACUGUCUCCUCCUCACUGUCUCCUCCUCGCUGUCUCCUCCUCACUGUCUGCUCCUCACUGUCUCCUCCUCACUGUCUGCUCCUCACUGUCUGCUCCUCACUGUCUCCUCCUCACUGUCUGCUCCUCACUGCUCCUCCCCUCUCUGCCCUAGGCUCCGCCCCUCACCUGUCUCUCCGCGCUGGGUCCUCCCUCAUUCAGCUCUGGAAGUCUCCUGCGGCUCAGCACCAGCAGAUAGACCAGCGCUCCCAGCCACACCAGCAGCACCAGCCCCACUGCGACCCUCCUGCAGGCGCGCUUCAUCCCCCCCGGCUUCAUCCGCCCUGGGGCAGUGCACCGCGGGGAGGCCUGCCCUGUCACCGCAUGGUCCCAGCUCCGCACGCUGUGCUGUAA
Messenger RNA from Knipowitschia caucasica, 1050 nucleotides. NCBI's taxonomy places the organism in Eukaryota, Metazoa, Chordata, Actinopteri, Gobiiformes, Gobiidae. The record is from the annotation of a GenBank genome assembly.